AUGCCAUCCCUGCACCUGCCCUCCGCGCUGGCCCUGGCCUUCCUCGUCACCGCCCUCCUGGCCCCCCGCGGCGCCCUGGCUGCCAGUUUCCGUGUCGAGACGAACGCCCUGCGCAUCAAGGAGCCGGCCAGCUACGCCGGAAGCUACGACUCCGCCAUUGGCGACUUCGGGGUCCCCCUCUACGGUGGCACCCUCCAAGGUCGGAUCGGGCACCUGGCCGCCAACCCCAAGGGCUGCUCCAACUUCACGGGGUCCCUGCCUGAGGGCGUGGAGAUCCUACUGGCCAUCCGCGGCGACUGCUUCUUCGUGGAGAAGGCCUACCAUGCCCAGCUGGCUGGCGCCAAGGCCGUCAUCGUGGCCGACAACAUCCAGGAGCACCUGCUGACCAUGGCCAUCCCGGAGGACCGCCCGGACAUUGCAGCCCUGGUGCCAAAGAUCGCCAUCCCGGUGGCCCUGGUGCAGAAGGACGCCGGUGACCGGAUCCAGAGCGCCCUGGCCGCCGACCAGGGCGCGGUGAUCGUGGAGUUUGACUGGAAGGAGUCGAUUGUGCACCCCGACAACCGCGUGGAGUGGGAGCUGUGGUUCAGCACCAACACCGCCUGCGGGCAGGCCUGCUCCGCCACCUCCUCCUUCCUGGCCCAGUUCAAGGACAGCGCGGUGAGCCUGGAGCAGGAGGGCUUCACCGCCUUUACCCCCCACGUCAUGCUGGGGUCCUGCAGCGUCUGGACCUCGGAGGAGCUGUGCCACCGCAACUGCAUCCGCGGCGGCAAGUACUGCUCCACCACCGCCUCGUCCACGGGCGCGGCGGGGGAGCUCACCGGGCGUGCCGACCUGCGGCACCUCUGCGUGCACAAGGUGCUGAAUGAGACGAAGAAGGCGUGGCAGUGGUGGGAGUACGCCGCGCGCUUCGCGGCGCACUGCCGCCCCGAGGCCGGCCAGUUCACCACCGCCUGCUCCGAGCAGCAGCUGCGCGACCUGGGCGUGGACACCAACGCCGUGGGCGGAUGUGUGGGGUCGCUGGACUCGGGCGAGGCGCACCCGCUGCUGGACGCGCAGGUGCGCGCGCAGAACGAGCGCGGUCCCAUGGGCCGUGUCAUCAUGCUGCCCACGCUGGUGGUGAACACCAACCAGUACCGCGGGCGGCUGAACAACGCCGGCGUGCUGCGCGCGCUGUGCGCUGGGUUCGCCGAGGGCACCGAGCCGCCCGCGUGCCUGAACCCGGGGGUCAACGUGGAUGAGUGCACGCAGGGCGUGGACACCUGCUGGAAGGAGAAUGGCUUCAGCGCCUGCGUCGACACCUUCCGGGGCUACGUCUGCCACUGCCCGGAAGGCUGGAUUGGGGACGGGUACCACUGCACCGACAUAGACGAGUGCGCGACAGAGCUGCACAACUGCGAGCAGGUCUGCAUCAACACGCCUGGGAGCUUCCGCUGCGAGUGUAACAAGGGCUACAAGCUGCUGGGAGGCAGUCCCGGGGUGCCUGGCGUCUGCAUCCCCAUCCCUGGCGCGACAGGGUUGCCGGUGUGGCUGAUCCUGGUGCUCACUGCAGCUGCGGUUGUGUCGACUUCUGUGGCGGGCAUCACUGUGUAUCGCUGGAGAACACAGCACGCCAUGCAGGAUGAGAUCCGCGCGAUCAUGUGA
Messenger RNA from Auxenochlorella protothecoides, 1641 nucleotides. RefSeq names its product Vacuolar-sorting receptor 1. Gene Ontology annotation, molecular function: calcium ion binding. Bases 1 to 1641 code for a protein of 546 amino acids. The transcript is spliced from 6 exons. NCBI's taxonomy places the organism in Eukaryota, Viridiplantae, Chlorophyta, Trebouxiophyceae, Chlorellales, Chlorellaceae. The record is from RefSeq and is a predicted model, not a curated record.